This is a messenger RNA of Frankliniella occidentalis (western flower thrips), 2863 nucleotides long. It is a transcript of the gene Usp5, whose product is annotated as ubiquitin carboxyl-terminal hydrolase 5. Gene Ontology annotation, molecular function: cysteine-type deubiquitinase activity; zinc ion binding; protein binding. NCBI's taxonomy places the organism in Eukaryota, Metazoa, Arthropoda, Insecta, Thysanoptera, Thripidae. Bases 119 to 2539 code for a protein of 806 amino acids. Gene Ontology annotation, biological process: protein deubiquitination. The record is from RefSeq and is a predicted model, not a curated record. The transcript has 14 exons.
UGUGUUUAUCGGUCGGAUUGCGGAGGCAAGGCAAGUCGGAAGUAAACACCUUUGCGGCGAUCGAUUGAUUCUACGUGCGAAUUGAAGUGAAGAUCAUUGUGAAGGAAACAAACCAACAAUGGAUCCCUUGUCGCUUCUGGUUGCCCAUAUGGACAGCGUUCGAAUUCCCUCGAAGUCAGACAAAGUGUACAAAGAAGAGUGUAUCUAUUCCUUCGAUUCACCUUUAACCUCCACCGGAUUGUAUGUUUGCCUCCAUUCCUUUUUUGGCCUGGGUAAGGAUUUUGUGCUGCCAUACAGCCAGGAAACAAACCGAAACCUGUUUCUUCACUUGAAGCGAGAAAAAAUUCCCAUACCAGUUGAUCAGCAGGGUGAUGGCCCAGAGAAAAAGAUCACCCGCUUAGCCAUUGGAGUGGAUGGAGGAUUUGAUCCAGAUGCUGGACGUAAAAAGUUUGAUAUCAAAGAAACUCAGGAGAUUGUUAUUCUUCCUGACUUUGUUUCGAUUCCUUGGCCCAAUGAUGAUAUCCCUGAUAAGGUUAAAGCUUCAGUCAAUGCUAUUCUUGAAGCUCAGUCAGUUACUGAGGCAGCUGAAUUAGAAUCUAUGACUGGUACUUGGGAUGGUGAAGUAAGGCUUGUUUCUAAGCAUGCUGCCAAUCUACCUCAGCUAGAUAAUGGACGCAAGAUACCCCCAAGUGGCUGGAAAUGUGAAAAGUGUGAUUUGGAAACCAACUUAUGGCUGAAUCUAACAGAUGGCUCUAUUCUAUGUGGCCGAAAAUUUUUUGAUGGAUCAGGUGGCAAUGACCAUGCUGUGGAGCACUACAGAAAUUCAGGCUACCCUUUGGCUGUUAAAUUGGGCACCAUAACUAAGGAUGGAAAGGGUGACGUGUUCAGUUAUGAUGAAGACGACAUGGUUGAAGAUCCACAUUUGAGGGAACAUCUAGCUCACUGGGGUAUUAACAUUGCUAACUUAGAGAAGACUGACAAAUCAAUGGUGGAAUUGGAACUGUCUCUAAAUCAGAAAAUGGGGGAAUGGUCCACUUUGCAAGAAUCUGGAAGUCAAUUGAAGCCUCUUUAUGGACCUGGUUAUACUGGUUUAGCAAACCUUGGAAACUCAUGUUACCUUAACAGUGUUAUGCAAGUCAUAUUUGCUAUUCCUGAUUUUGUUGAAAGGUUUGUGGAAGAAGCCCCUAUUAUAUUCCAUAACAUACCUGCUGAUCCCUCCUCUGAUUUUAAUCUUCAAAUGGCAAAGCUUGGCACAGGAAUAUUAUCUGGCAAAUACUCUCAACCUCCUCCAGAAGAAUCAAAAGAUUGUGAGCAAGAGGGAAUUCCAGCUGUUAUGUUUAAGAACCUCAUUGGAAGAAAUUCCGAUUUUGCUACCAAGCGUCAACAAGAUGCACAAGAAUUUUUCCUCCAUCUUGUUAACACUCUUGAACGCAAUUGCCGAAAUUCAAGGAAUCCAGCUGAUUGCUUCAAAUUUAGAGUAGAAGAACGUUAUGAGUGCACAGUUUCGAAAAAAGUACAGUAUCAACACAGGGCAGAGUACAGUUUGCCUCUACCAAUCCCUCUUGAAGCGGCAACCAACAAAGAGGAAGUAGAAGCUUAUGAAAAGAGCAAAAAGGAGGCAGAAGAAAAGGGCAUCAAAUUAGACAAUGUUCCUAUUGUGCGGCCACGCAUAAAACUCACAUCUUGCCUUGAUGUGUUUACUCAGGCUGAGAACAUCAAUGGCUUUUUCAGCACUGCCUGUCAGGCGAAGGUUGUUGCCCAAAAGACCACACGUCUUGCAACAUUCCCUGAUUAUUUGCUCAUUCACCUGAAAAAGUUCACAAUCCAGGAGGACUGGACACCGAAAAAGCUGGAUGUUGCUGUUGAGGUGCCGGAUGAACUGGACUUGUCCAGUCUGCGAGGGACAGGGAUGAGGCCAGAUGAGGAAGCUUUGCCUGAGCAUACCUCAACUCCACCUGCCCCAGUUUUUGAUGAAGCACUAAUGUCUCAGCUCAUGGAAAUGGGUUUCCCCAAGGCGGCUUGUGACAAGGCACUUUACUUCACCAACAAUUCUAGCCUGGAGGCUGCAACCAAUUGGAUAAUGGAGCAUAUUGCUGAUGCCGAUCUGAGUGAUCCAUUUGUGCCUCCUGGUCAUGCUUCUUCAGGGAAGGAUGGGUUUGUACCCAAUGAAGAAAAUCUUGCUCAGUUAUUAAAUCUAGGUUUCUCAAGAGCUCAUUCCAUUAAGGCAUUGAAAGCAACAGACAACAUGCUAGACCGUGCUGCUGAUUGGGUGUUCAGUCAUCCUGAGGAACUUGAUGAUGAUUCAGCGUCUGGGAGCAACCAGAUAUCAGAGCCUGAAUUCCGUGAUGGCAACACUUUGUAUCGCCUGGUUGCUUUUAUCUCUCACAUGGGAACUUCCACCAUGGUGGGACAUUAUGUGUGCCACAUCCGCAAAGAUGGGCAAUGGGUUAUUUACAAUGACAACAAAGUAGCAGUUUCUGAAAACCCACCGAAAGAACUUGGUUACCUCUAUCUCUAUGAAAGAGUAAAGUCAUCUUAAUUGUGAUUUUUUUUCAACUUUGAGUAAAUGUGUGAUGUUUUCUUUUAAAAAUAGUGUAUUUACACAUUGCUGAAGUCUCUUAAUGUUUAAGGUUUGUUUGUAACUAUUGUCGUUUUGUGCUUUUAAUCAGAACAUAAGUGUUCAUUAUAAAACUGCUUCUGGUUUUGUAAUUGAGCUAAUUAAUGAUUUUUUGAAACAAGCAAAAAUAAUGUAAAUAGUUAAUGAUAAAAUUUGUAUGUCCAUGCAUGACGCAAAAGAGAAAAAAAAGUCUUUAUCUGACAAGAAUUUUGUUCUUCUGUAAAUUAGAAAUCUUCUGAAAUCUUU